This is a messenger RNA of Camellia sinensis, 2780 nucleotides long. RefSeq names its product protein HEADING DATE 3B. Lineage: Eukaryota; Viridiplantae; Streptophyta; Magnoliopsida; Ericales; Theaceae. Gene Ontology annotation, biological process: regulation of photoperiodism, flowering. The record is from RefSeq and is a predicted model, not a curated record.
CUUUUCUCUGUUUUGUUUUUUAUGGCCUAAAGCACUCGUUGCCUAAAGAACUUCUACUUCUAUUCACUUGGGUCCCACAAUGCUCGCAACCUUUUACUAUUUUUAUUCUCUCUUUCUUUUUUGUUGAUCAAAUCCUCUCUCCAAAUUCCAAGCCAAAAGAUUUGUUUUAUUGAGGUGGGUUGAGUUUGGGUACUUGUAAUUUUUGGAGUAUUCAUGUUUCUAGAGGUGGUAAGCUUUGGUUUAAAAUUUUGGGGAUGGAAGCAUGGUCUGAAUUUGAUGAAAACAAAGUUUGUUUUGGAAACGGUGUUUGGCUUGAAUCAUUGAAGGACUAAUUAGAAAGCGAAGGAUGAUGAAAAGUGGCAAAGAUGAAGAGAAACUAAUGGGUCCUUUGUUUCCUAGACUUCACAUCAAUGAUGCAGAGAAAGGAGGGCCUAAGGCACCUCCAAGGAACAAGAUGGCUCUUUAUGAACAGCUCGGUAUUCCUUCUCAGAGAUUUACCUCUGGAUCGGCAUCAAUGGUGCCUCUACGCCCCAAUAAUAGUGGCAGUAUGAUCGCUUCCACAUCAUCUAGUCAUGGUGGCGGCCAAAAAAGGAGUCUGUGUUCACCAGUCAGCAAUUCACCUGCUUUUCAUUUGGCUGAGAAAUUUCACUCUUAUUAUUCUGGUGGGAUGAAUUUGAAUACACCAUCGAUGAAUCUUGAAUCGCAACCAGUGAAACCCACAGAGUAUCACACUUUGAAUGCUGCGGGGCAUAUAUCAAUGACAGCCAAUUUUAGUUUUUAUCAACCACACAGCAUCUCUAAGAACUUUUCUACAAAGAAGCUUGGAGAUGAGGAUGAUUUUAAAAUUCCAACCUUCGCCCAAUCAGGCAGAACUAUCAAUACUGGUAAUGGACAACAAAACAUGAAUAAAGAAAAUCCCACUGCCUCAAGCCCAAACGGGCAACUUCAAAACGCUUGCAUAAAACAGCUGAAACAAGCUAGCAGCUCUGCUGAUCUAAUUUCAAAGCAACAUAUAAGGAAUCAAACUGAAGAGAACUCAAAAAUGUCUCCGAGUUAUCAUGAUUCUGCCAAAAAUCCUGCUUCAAAUUUGAUGAAGGGGGAUAAGGUUUUGGCAGAUACAUCUUCUAGUCCUCUUGGUAGGAUCUCUGAAUCAGUAAAGGGUAUAGAGCUUCACGAGUGUAGUGCUUCACAAGAAAAAAAGGCCCUUAGUGAUGGCAUUGCAGCAGAGCUUAACAAGGUGGUUAGAAGGAAAAAUGAUUUCACGGUGGAAAGCAUAUCCUGUUCCAGACCACCACGUGGAGACAAUCAUAUAAGUCCCAGUAGACUUGAAAAUGUCGGCAAGUGCCAUGAAGAUCAGUGCGGGGCUUUACAAGUGGAAAAGGUAGACAGAAAUGGCAAUAUAUCAGACAACUCCAUUGUGGACUCUAUAUCAGGUGUGGAUAUAUCCCCAGAUGAUGUUGUAGGAGUCAUAGGUGAAAAACAAUUCUGGAAAGCAAGAAGAGCUAUUGUCCAUCAACAAAGAGUUUUUGCGGUGCAAGUCUUUGAGUUGCAUAGGCUAAUAAAGGUACAGAGACUGUUUGCGGCAUCACCAGAUCUAUUGCUCGGAAGUGAACUUUUUAUGGAAAAGCCUUCAAUCGAAGUAUUAUCCAUGAAGAAGUUGCCCUUUGCGAAUGCAAUAAAAGCACCAUCGUUAAUUGCAGAUCCUCUGAGGCCUAACCCCAACACAGAAUGUGCAGCAGAGAAUGUAUUGGGAAAGCCUCCUCUUCCUUCUCUCAACGGUGAUACCAAGAAAGUACUUAAUACUGGGCAAUCAAAUUACAAACCAGCCACUGAUGAUGCAAAACCACCACCUUGGUGCCUCCACCCACCACCCGGAAACCAGUGGUUAGUUCCUGUAUUGUCACCUUCUGAAGGACUUGUUUACAAGCCCUAUGGAGGAUCUUGUCCUCCAACAUCAGGUUUUGUGGCUCCAGUUUAUGGUAGUUGUGGGCCCACAAACCUAACUCCUGUAGGCAGAGAUUUCUUGAACACACCUUAUAACAUUCCCCCAUCUCACGACCAAGGGAUUGGAAUUCUUUCCGGCACUCCUCUUGGUCAGACCUACUUUUUUCCAUAUGGCAUGCCAUUCAUGAACCCAUCUAUUUCAAGUUCAGCUGUUGAGCAGGUGAGUCCAUUUGCUAGAGCCCGGUCAAAUGGGCUAGAAAAUCACUUAACCGGGGAUAUCAAUUUCACCAUUCCCUAUCAAAACUCAUGUAAUGUGUCGAGCCAGAAGAGUGAGGCAAACUCUUACUGUGUCAAGAAUUUGCAGGCAUCAAAAGAGAGUGAGGUGCAAGGUAGCACAGCAAGUAGUCCUUCUGAGAGGAGGGUGCACGGAGAUGGGCUUCCUCUUUUCCCUACUAUCCCAACAGUUAAAGCUUUAGAUAGACCUGCUCGGGCUCACAGCACCGAGGAGCAAACACGGGUGAUUAGAGUUGUACCUCACAACCCUAGAUCAGCAUCUGAAUCAGCUGCUCGAAUUUUCCGGUCUAUACAAGAAGAAAGGAGACGGUAUGACUAGGUUUAUCUUUAGGUUUAUGACCAAUAAAUUUUAUUCUAUGAGAAUACCCUACAGGAACUGACCAUUCUCUGUAUACUCUUUUUUUUCAAUAAUAUUUUGUAUGUAUUUUUAUGUUAAUUUUUUUCAGAUCAUGUAUUAAUUUCUGUAAAUAUGAAUCCGAGUGAUUUCACUGUACACCUUCCAAUUUUUUUUUUCAACAGGUUUGCUGUAGUCUUUCUUCUUA